Syngnathus typhle (broad-nosed pipefish) is the source of this 1008-nucleotide messenger RNA. It is a transcript of the gene snrpb2, whose product is annotated as small nuclear ribonucleoprotein polypeptide B2. The record is from RefSeq and is a predicted model, not a curated record. Gene Ontology annotation, cellular component: U1 snRNP. Bases 229 to 882 code for a protein of 217 amino acids. Lineage: Eukaryota; Metazoa; Chordata; Actinopteri; Syngnathiformes; Syngnathidae. The transcript has 7 exons. Gene Ontology annotation, molecular function: U1 snRNA binding. Gene Ontology annotation, biological process: mRNA splicing, via spliceosome.
CUUUUGCGCCUCCUGGAGCCGAACAAAACUUGCCUUUCGAGUUGUGUGGUGACUUGCGUUCGGUCACAUCUGUAACAAUGGUUUGGUCAAAAGUCGCUGGCGCAACCAACCAACGGCGGCUAAUCGGCUAGGCUAGUGCUUUGAAUGGACGCGGCUGGCUCGGCGCAUUGAGGUUCUUCGCGCUCGUGUCCAAAUCCCAAUUUGAAACCGAUAUCGACUCACUCCGUCAUGGACAUCCGGCCCAACCACACCAUCUACAUCAACAACAUCAAUGACAGAGUCAAGAAAGAAGAGUUGAAGCGCUCCCUGUACGCGCUCCUGUCGCAGUUUGGCCAGAUCCUGGACAUCGUGGCCACCAAAACCAUAAAGAUGAGGGGCCAGGCCUUUGUGGUCUUCAAGGAGCUGGCCGCCGCUACCAACGCCCUGCGCCAGCUGCAGGGCUUCCCCUUCUACAACAAACCCAUGAGGAUCCAGUACGCCAAGACGGACUCUGAGGCCAUCACCAAGGUGAAAGGGGCGCACGGCGACCGAGAUAAGAAGAAGGACAAGAAGAAGAAACCUCAGGAAGCCGUCGCCCUGGCCAAGAAAGCCGUGGCAGUGCCGUCGAUUCCGGCUCACCUUCCGCCCGCGCAGGUCAUCGACAACCCGCCAAACUACAUCCUGUUCCUCAACAACCUACCCGAGGAAACCAACGAAAUGAUGCUGUCCAUGCUCUUCAACCAGUUCCCGGGCUUCAAGGAGGUGCGUCUGGUUCCCGGCAAGCACGACAUCGCCUUUGUGGAGUUUGAAGGCGAGAUGCAGGCGGGCGUGGCCAAGGACGCCCUGCAAGGCUUCCGCAUCACCGCCACCUGCGCCAUGAAGAUCACCUUCGCCAAGAAGUAGCGUCAGCCGGCCGGCCGGCAGGCAAGGCCCACGCGCGCCUGCCAACGGUACUAACGGACAAUUUCAUUUUACCUUUGCUCUGCUACUUUUUUGUAAAAUACCAAAAUAAAAUUCGUUUUUUUUUUA